AUUUUUUAAAUGGACCAUACAGAAGCCAGCCUAGGCUACUUAGUUUCCUAAUAGGCUGCACUAAUAUCAAACGAGGACAAUGUGUAAUAUUUGACGGAUACAGCUGUUUCUCGUGCCGCGUUCACGUGCUAGUCAGAACUAGGAAACUCAUUUCCGACUCACUGAACUGGGCAAAACUAAUCAGUUAGCGAGUCGGACAUUUCAGAGUUUCCUAGUUCCGGUAAGAACGUGAACGCGGUAUCAGUCAAUGAACAAGCGUGUGUUCAGACUGUCUUGUCAAGCUUCUCCGCCUGAUGACCAAUGGACAGGACAUCUACUUCAUGGGUCAUCAUGACGAAGUGCCGGGAGAUAUGCGCGUUAGCCUGCUAGUCGGAACUAGGAAACUCGGAAAUGUCCGAUUAGUGAGCUAAUCGUUUAUGACUACAACCGGUUAGUAAAUUGGACAUUUCAAAGUUUCCUAGUUAUGACUGGCACGUGAACGCGGCAUUAGCCGGGCGCAGUCAUACAGUGUGUGUAUAUAUCUGGUUGGGUGCACCUUCACCUCUGUAGGUGGCGGUACUUACUGUAAACGUCAUGGACACCUGUUUCAGAGAAUAGAGCAAGAUGGCUCCAUGGGAACCAGGAAGUAAAUAAAUGUCAUUGAAGAGAUUGAAGCAAAGAGACUCAAUAGAGCCUCGAGAAAAUCAAUUAUGACAAUUUCAAAUCGUUUGCGGUAGAGGUAUCUAAAAACAACUGGAGCCUUGCCACCACCUAUUGCUUGAAGUGUGCAUUUUGAAUGAUUUGUUUUCAACCGAGGUCUGUCUCAGCACUGAGGGGAAUGCCUCCACCAGAGGGUUCUGGUCCUAACCCUAACCACUGGGCCCUCUCAGAGUUACUGGGCCAGAGGAGGCUUGUGGUGUUGGGGGUGCUAGUAGCAUGGAUGGUCCUCUUCCACCUCCUGGUGAACGUGUGGCUCCUCUGUCUCUUCACCAGCCUGCUGGUGGUCCUGGGUGGCUGGCUGGGGUCCCGUGCUGCCCUGGAUGCCAACAGCCUGCUACACCUGGAGCACUUCGUCCCCCUGGGUAGAUCACAGCCGGCCCUCCACUCGCCUGAGAGCGAAUGGAGGCUGGACCACGAGAUCCAAAGCGCUGUGCAUAAAGCCAUCCGAGACUUUGUGUCGUCCUGGUACCACACCAUGCUGACCGAGGAGGAGGGGCUGGGGGAGUUUGAGCACAUUAUGCGGGACGCCAUGUUGGAUUCAGUGAUGGAGCUGAAGGAGAGGGCUCGGUGCGUGGACAGGAGAGCGCUGGUCCAGAGGACCUUGGAGCUGUGUGGCUGCCACCUGCAGAGCUACAUGACAGCCAGGGAGAUGAUGAAGCAGGCAGAGGCAUGGCUGGGGAUGCAGGACAGAGACAGCUCCAGCACCCCCAGCCUGUGGGAGCUCUAUAGCCAGGCAGAUGCCCCCCACCCAGCCCUGGCUAGUCCAGCCACGGAGCUCAGCUAUUCCCGGGCCGUAGUGGACCUCCUAAUGCAAGUCCUGGUCCCGUUCCCUCACCUGGAGACCAGGACAGGGAGAUACAUGGUGGGGGAGUUGAUCACCUGUAACGUCCUCCUCCCACUGGUCAGUAGGGUGUCCGAUCCUGACUGGCUCAACCUUACCAUUGUGGACUUGUUCACCAAAGCCAAAGAAUCACCGGAUGAGUCCCUCGAUGAGCUCCCUGAUACUCCAGUCCAGCUGCACAGGAGUCAGACCCAGCAGGAGCUCUGGACCCAGACCCGUUCUACCUCCUGGCUCCAGACUCCGAGAGACCAGAACGAGUCCAGCAACAGCCCCACUCCUCCCAAGCCAGCCACUCCAGACUCCCUGGAAUCCAUGGAGUCCUACCAUACGGCAGUGCCAGAUCUGAAGGAGGAAACACGGCAGUACUGCGGGGCGAUCCUACCAAUGCCAUGCAUUGGUUCAUCGAUCAAAAUAAACAGUUGUCAUGUGUCUAUGGAUCUGCUGAGGUCCUGCAGCGGUGGCAGCCGCCUGUAUCAGGUGGUGGACUCGGACCUGGAGUCCCCAUCGACAGAAUCCAAUCAGCUCUCUGUGGAGUCCCUAGACCAGAUGGACUCCGAGGAGGACCAGACAGACAGCUUCUGUGACUGUACCUCCCCUACCAACUUCUGCAGUGUGUUUGAAGACGAGCCACCUGGAUGCUUCGGCAACUUGAAGGUCCUGGGACCCAAGAUGCAGGUGUCCGAGCAGCCCCACUGGCCAGCGGGCAUGGCGGAGGAGCUGCCCCCAGGCUGCCCUGUCCCUCCGGGGAGGCUGUGUCUGACCCCCUUCAGCUUCGAACCCCUCAGCAGCCCAGAUGGACCCGUCCUUAUCCAGAACCUGAGAAUCACUGGUGCUGUGACAGCCAAGGAGCAUCGCAGCACCGGCUCACACCCCUAUACUCUAUACACCGUAAAGUAUGAGACAGUGGUUGACUCGGAGAGCCUAGGUACUCUACAACCUGUAGCCUAUCACACUGUGAACCGGCGCUACAGCGAGUUCCUCCACCUGCAGACGCGCCUGGAGGAGAAGCCUGACCUCAGGAAGAUGAUUAAGAAUGUCAAGGGACCCAAGAAGAUUUUCCCUGAUCUUCCGUUUGGGAACCCAGAUAUCGACAAGGUGGAAGUUCGAAAAGGACAGCUGGAUACCUUUCUUAAACAACUGUGUACCAUCCCUGAGACGGCCAACAGCGACGAGAUGCAGCAGUUCCUGGCUCUUCACACAGACGCCAGCACAGCCUUCGAGAAGAAACCAUUUGUUAUGUCCAGGAUUGAUAAGAUGAUGGCGAAUGCUGUAGACACUCUGAAGACAGCAUUCCCUCGUGCUGAGGACGACCUGGAUGGAGAGCCUGCUGAUGCGAGGAAUGCCCCAGAAGGAAGGAAGAGGUCUGUCCGGCUGAGGUUCUCCAGUAAAGUCGCCCCUACUCUCAAUAUACCUGAAAUCCAGCCCAGAGUCAUAUACUGCUUCAAUGAAGGGAGCACUGUGUUCCAUGGCCUGUCCCUGUCUGGUCUGGAGGGCUUUAUAAAGGACCAGGAGGCUCUGCUCUAUGCUCCCCAGGAGAAGGAGGCUGACGGGAGGAGGUUCAGCGUGUUACCUGGCAAAGACAGGAAGGGAGGUGGGGGUCGGGAGAGAAAACUACGGGGGACAGACACGGCCGUGGCAGACGUAGCUCUGAACAUCCUGUGUCUGCUGAUGAAGGACCAGUGGAGCUGGCUCUGCACUGAGAACAUACAGAAGACCAUCAGACUGCUGUUUGGCACCUUCAUUGAGAGGUGGCUGGAUGUGGGCAUGGCCCACCUGACCAGUGCUCCCUGCUGGGUGAUCUACCUCCAGGUGAUGCAGGAGGCAGUGUGGCCCGGGGGUGUCCUCCCCGAUGGGCCCCGUCCUGACCGCAGCCUCAUCCAGAGAGAAGAGACCAGGCAGCAGUGUCUGCACUGCCUUACACAACUACUACCAGACCUGAUUGCUGACAUGCUGGGUUCUGAGAAGUACAGAGUGAGCUGGGAUAUGGCACUGGCGUCUCUGCAGGACCCUAACAUCAACCGGCACCUGAUCUACUGUAUCUGUGACCUGCUGUUGGAGUUCCUGAUUCCAGAGUCUUCAGAGGAGGGCUUUCAGAGAUCUCUACUACACAGUCUCUUUGGGGACGAAGAGAGGCUUUCUGCUUCAGCUUGACGACACACCAACACACCACCCCUCUCUCUGCUCACCUGUCACUACCCCUAUCUAUUACCCUCUACCCCCUCCCAUCCUGGCUGGCUCAUCAGUAUGGUAACCGUGGUCCUGCUGGGUUAAUCAGAAUGGGACCAGAGAUUUACUGGAGCUUCUCAUGAGGUCAGAGAAGAAAGGUGAGGAGCGCGGAGGAGGGGGGAGGAGGGGGAGGAGGAAAAGGGCAGGGGAGAUAGGAGGGGUGGGAAGGCUGGGAAAUGGGCUCUUGAACUCCUUACACUUUAUAGGCAACGCUCUAAAAUGACUGAUUACACUUUAUUGAAUGUUUUCUCAAGGCACUGUGUUGGUGAUUGUGCUAAUAUUGUGUUUUAAUUAGAUGCUUGUGUAGAGAAACACAUUUAUGUAGAUAUGUAUGUACAGUAUAUGCAGUAAUUAUUGUAUGUAUUUAUUUAUAUGUAAAAUGCAGUAUGUGUGAUAUCAAUAGAUAUACAGUGGGGUCUGAAAUUAUUUGACCCCCUUGAUAAUGAUGAGCAAAAAUGACUAUAUAAAAUAAAUCAAAUACUGAGCUACUGUAUAUUUUAUGCAAAUAAAUAAUUGGGAAAUUAUAUUAUUUUAUACUAAUACAAUUGCUCAGAGAAA
Messenger RNA from Oncorhynchus keta (chum salmon), 4324 nucleotides. Its product is annotated as sorting nexin-19-like. Gene Ontology annotation, cellular component: intracellular membrane-bounded organelle; early endosome membrane. The coding region runs from base 776 to 3691 and encodes 971 amino acids. The transcript has 14 exons. Lineage: Eukaryota; Metazoa; Chordata; Actinopteri; Salmoniformes; Salmonidae. The record is from RefSeq and is a predicted model, not a curated record. Gene Ontology annotation, molecular function: phosphatidylinositol binding.